CCUACAAUAAAGAACGUGGUUCCGCCUUCCUCCCUUCCCUUCUUCUUCAAUCUCAUUUCUCUCGAUUCCUUCUUCUUCUUCUUCUUCUUCUUCUUCAUGUGUGAACCAGAGAUUCAUUCCAAUAACAACAUCAAUUUCACCUUUCAAUUCUCUUCUUCGAUCUCCCACCUUCGCCUUUCCUCUUUCUUUCCUUCUUCGUCCCUUCAUUUCCACGCCUUUUUCCUAACCACAAUGAAUCUCUGAUCACUCCCAUCGGAAAAUCUCUGUUUUCCUUCUGUUAUUGCUUCCGAUUUUCACCGCUUCAAUCUUAUCUAUUCACUUGUUUCUUUUCGAUAUGAAGAAGGUAGCUGUCGGAGCGGCUGUGGUUUGCGCCGCCGUGGCGGCGGCGUUGGUUGUGCGUCACCGGAUGAAGAACUGCGGGAAGUGGAGUAAACCGAUGGGUAUCUUGAAGGAGUUUGAGGAAAAGUGUAGAACUCCCACGGAGAAGCUGAAACAAGUGGCGGAGGCUAUGACUGUGGAGAUGCAUGCUGGUCUCGCAUCUGAAGGUGGAAGUAAGCUCAAGAUGCUUAUUAGUUAUGUGGAUAAUCUUCCCACUGGGGACGAGAAAGGGUUGUUCUAUGCAUUAGACCUUGGGGGAACAAACUUCCGUGUGUUGCGUGUACAAUUGGGAGGAAAGGAUGACCGUGUUGCUAGGCAGGAAUUCGUCGAAGUUUCGAUUCCUCCGCAUUUAAUGACCGGAUCUUCAGAGGCCUUAUUUGGUUUUAUAGCUGAAGCACUUGCAAAAUUUGUUGAAGAAGAAGGUGAUGGCUAUCACCCAGUAUCUGGUAGACAAAGAGAGCUGGGUUUUACAUUUUCUUUCCCAGUUAGACAAACAUCUAUUGCCUCGGGGACACUUAUAAAGUGGACAAAGGGAUUCAACAUCGAGGACACAGUUGGGCAAGAUGUGGUAGGAGAAUUAACAAAGGCCAUGGAAAAGAUUGGAUUGGAUAUGCGUGUGGCAGCUUUGGUAAAUGAUACAAUCGGCACAUUAGCUGGAGGCAGAUACAAUAAUGAUAAUGUUAUUGCUGCCGUGAUUCUGGGAACUGGAACAAAUGCUGCAUAUGUGGAGCGGGCACAUGCAAUUCCUAAAUGGCAAGGCCUUCUACCUCAAUCAGGAGAGAUGGUUAUUAACAUGGAAUGGGGCAACUUCCGGUCUUCUCAUCUUCCAAUCACCGAAUAUGAUCAAGCCCUAGACUUGGAAAGUUUAAACCCCGGGGAACAGAUUUUUGAGAAGAUGAUAUCUGGUAUGUAUCUAGGAGAAAUAGUUCGCAGAGUUCUGUGUAGGAUGGCUGAAGAAGCUGCCCUCUUUGGUGAUGUUGUUCCGCCUAAACUAAAAAAACCUUUCAUUCUUAGGACUCCGGACAUGUCUGCCAUGCAUCAUGAUACAUCUCCAGAUCUGAGAGUUGUCGGAAGCAAGCUGAAUGACAUUUUGGAGGUAUCUAACAGUCCCCUCCCUAUGAGAAAAAUCGUCUUUGUGCUGUGUGACAUUGUUGCCGUUCGUGGUGCACGCCUAUCAGCUGCUGGUAUUUAUGGGAUCAUCAAGAAAUUGGGAAGAGACACCCCAAAAGAUGGGGAUAACCAGAAAUCUGUCAUAGCUGUUGAUGGUGGGUUAUUUGAGCACUACACUAAAUUUAGAAACUCGUUGGAGAGUUCACUCAAGGAAUUACUGGGAGACAAAGUUGCAGACAACUUUGUGAUCGAGCACUCAAACGAUGGCUCUGGCAUUGGAGCAGCACUUCUCGCAGCAUCUCACUCCCAGUAUCUUGGGGUGGAGGAUUCCUGAAAAAAGGAGUCCAAAGCCAGCCAAGAGCAUAUCAUCUCCAGCAAUGGAUCAAUUAUAUGGUAGAUUUGCCUGCAAAACCCCCCACGAUUUUGAAGUGGCUCCCUCUAUCUUUAUGAUGUUGGAGACGAUGUUGAUGGCAUUGGGGCACAAGUCCGUCCUUUGGCUCUGACAUGUUUAAUAAAUGGGGACGAGAGGUUUCCCUCCUCGCCAGCGUCUCCGAUGAAAUCAUCCUUCUCCAGUUCCUUUGCUAAAUAAAUUAGAACCAUAUGGAUUGUCAGCAGGCUGUUGAAAUUCUCCUUUCGAAUUAGAUCAAAUCCAUCAUUCGAUGAUUCAUGAACUUUCAUCAAGUAUACAAAUAAAGAAUUUCCUUUUCCAUUGUU
Molecule: messenger RNA, 2202 nt
Organism: Benincasa hispida (wax gourd)
Lineage: Eukaryota; Viridiplantae; Streptophyta; Magnoliopsida; Cucurbitales; Cucurbitaceae
Gene: HXK2
Product: hexokinase 2
Biological process (GO): intracellular glucose homeostasis; glucose 6-phosphate metabolic process; glycolytic process
Cellular component (GO): mitochondrion; cytosol
Molecular function (GO): glucokinase activity; D-glucose binding; ATP binding
Source: RefSeq, a predicted model, not a curated record